GCAGGGACGGCCGGGUCGGCUAUAGCUUAAACGGGAACCGGAGGGGGGUCGGCGCCCCGCACCAAAAAAUACACGUUUAACAGACCGGCUAACGUCUUUCCGAGUCGACAUGCGUUAAGCGAAGGCCGUUGAACUCGAAACGCAGACGCGAGUGACAAAAGCUGCCUUCGCUUAGUAAACGGGAUACAUGUCGCUAGCUUGCGAGCUAACUUUAGCCCGCCGCACAGUGACAGCCGGUGGGCGCCCAGGGUCGCGUUUCCGGUUCUGCCGCGCCGAGAUGCUGCGGGCAGCGCGGCUCCAUGCUUGAUGCCGUUGCGGUUGGUUUCUUUUGUUAUUGCGCUGCGGCGCCGCUGCGCGCUAAAGCCGCCUCUGCCGGGAACGCUGUGCACAAGGUUAACGUUAGCAUUAGCAGGCUAGCUCACCUAGCGCCCGCACGUCCACUGCCAGUUUUGCCCAGCUAACUUUCACCGGCGCUGCGGUUCAAGCAGGGGCAGGUGUGGUUGGUUGAACGGGUCCCAGUUGGGUGGAGUAGGACACUCCCUUUGGCACAUAGGGAGCAAAACCAGCUGUAAGUACAGGGGAGCCUACUUUCGUCACUUUUGCCCAGUCAAGGAUUAAGACAAAAAUGCUUCUCUCCUUGAUCGUGCACACAUACUCGCUGCGGUACUGGUUGCCGGCCACGGUGAUGCUGGGCACCGCGCCGGCUUACCUGCUUUCGUGGGGAGUUUGGCGUUUCCUGUCCACCCUCUUACCAGCAAGAGUGUACCACAACGUGGACGACCAGCUGUACUCCAUCUACCAGAGCAUGGUCCUCUUUUUCUUUGAGAAGUACACAGGAGUGGAGAUUGUUGUAUACGGAGAGAUACCAAAGAAGAAGGAGAAUGUGGUCUACCUCUCCAAUCAUCAAUGUACAGCGGACUGGAUCAUCGCCGACAUGCUUGCCAUCAGGCAGGAUGCUCUCGGUCACGUGAGAUAUGUCCUUAAAGACGGACUCAAGUGGCUGCCGUUGUACGGAUGGUACUUCUCUCAGCAUGGCGGCGUCUAUGUAAAACGAAGUGCCAGGUUUGAUGAAAAGGCGAUGAGAACGAAACUCCUCAGUCAGACUAUAUCAGGGACACCAAUGUACCUCGUCAUCUUCCCAGAAGGAACCCGGUAUAACCCGGAGCUCAAGAAUGUGAUCAGUGACAGCCAGGCGUUUGCAGCAAAGGAGGGACUGGCCAUCCUCAAGCAAACCCUCACGCCCAGAAUGAAAGCCUCUCACAUCGCCAUAGAGACCAUGAGGGGUCACCUGGACGCCGUCUAUGACAUUACAGUGGCGUACGACAGCACGCUAGAUGCUGCUGGGCAACGGCGACCCGCCCCGUCAAUGCCAGAAUUCCUGUGCAAAGAAUGCCCCAGAGUCCACAUACACUUUGAGCGUGUGGACAUGGCGGAAAUUCCUCCAGAGCCAGUGUUUUUCCGCAGGUGGCUGCACGAGCGCUUUGAGAUCAAGGACCGGCUGCUGACUGCGUUCUACAACUCGGAGGAUCCAGACCAACUUCGCAGGUUCCCCGGUGAAGGCCGAGGCUCUCCGCUCAGUGUUACGAAAACCCUCCCGUCGCUGCUGAUUUUAGGAGGAUUGACUCUGCCGCUGCUGUUGACCGAGUCCGGCAGGAAACUCUAUGUCAAAACGUGGGUGUAUGGAACACUGCUGGGAUGGCUGUGGGUGAAGGUCAGGCCUUAAGGAAUGAGACGGAGGCCGCCACCAUGCAAUGCACAGACAAUACGGCGAGAUCUAGCCAUUUUAUUAUUAUUAUUAUUUUAUUUUUUUUAUUUCAAGGGAAGAGUUACAGAAGCAAA
Lampris incognitus (smalleye Pacific opah) is the source of this 1839-nucleotide messenger RNA. RefSeq names its product 1-acylglycerol-3-phosphate O-acyltransferase 5 (lysophosphatidic acid acyltransferase, epsilon) (gene agpat5). Gene Ontology annotation, cellular component: endomembrane system; mitochondrion. The transcript has 8 exons. NCBI's taxonomy places the organism in Eukaryota, Metazoa, Chordata, Actinopteri, Lampriformes, Lampridae. Gene Ontology annotation, molecular function: acyltransferase activity. Bases 626 to 1723 code for a protein of 365 amino acids. The record is from RefSeq and is a predicted model, not a curated record.